AUGGCAGCCAGGCUGACAGCAGCGGGCGGGUCAGCAGCAGAAACCGGUGAAGGCAUCGGCGGCUCAAUGCGCGGUCAAGGAGACGCCGAGACGCCCGCCCACAUCCCAUCUCAUUUUUAUCUGUCGAACAACCGGACCCGUGAAGGCCGCAGAAUCGGGGGCGGCGGCUCAGCGACUCGUGGGCAUGCGCGGGUAGAAAAGGUAGCGAGCCAGUGUGGCGCGCCGGAGCCGCGGGGCAGCGACUUAAAGCAGAGGCAGUGCGGGUUGGUGGUGUGCGAGCAAGGCAGAAGCGGCCCAGAGUCCAACGGCAGCUCGACCACGGCGGAGUCGGAGCGCGGCCAGGGCGGCUUGACCGAAGCGAAACAAGACCAGGGCGACUUGGAGGUGAGCACGGUGGCAGUUCUGGCAAUGGCGGGUGACUCGCGGCACAGUCGGAGCCAGCAGGCGGAUGGCGGCCUGGAGCAGAACGAGGCGGGUCCACGGUGGCGGUUUAUCAUCAGCAGCGUGAUUCGACUUGGGGGCGCCGGGCGAAACGGUGUAGCGGUGCAACUUCUGCUAUGCUGUCUUUAG
Aegilops tauschii subsp. strangulata is the source of this 570-nucleotide messenger RNA. The record is from RefSeq and is a predicted model, not a curated record. NCBI's taxonomy places the organism in Eukaryota, Viridiplantae, Streptophyta, Magnoliopsida, Poales, Poaceae.